Molecule: messenger RNA, 3660 nt
Organism: Coccomyxa subellipsoidea C-169
Lineage: Eukaryota; Viridiplantae; Chlorophyta; Trebouxiophyceae; Coccomyxaceae
Exons: 19
Coding region: 1-3660 (1219 amino acids)
Source: RefSeq, a predicted model, not a curated record
AUGUCGGUGGAGUUGCCAGAAGCGACAGAGCUGAAGGCCAGGCACGAGCUGGCACUCUCCUGGAUUGCUGAGGCGCAGAAGCACCCCUCCACUGCAGAGACCCCGACUGAAGAGCACGGCCCCAUUCUGGAGGAUCUGGUGGAGAAGGGCAUGGACGUAGGCCUGCUCAUGCUGGAGCUCAGCACCGCCCGGGACCGGCUGGCCGCGCUCCAGUGGGCGGCCCGAGCGCGCGUCCUGCUGACGGCCACCGAGCCCGCCCCCGCGCCGCAGCUACCCCUGCCAUCCACCCCGGCACCCGCCUGCCUCGCCCCGGCCUCUGCAUCGGCGCACGCUCAGCCGCCACCCGCCGCAGCCGACUCGGCCGCUGCGCCGGAGUCGGCACAAGCCUCUGCUGCCGCACCCGCGCUCCCGCCGCCGCAGCCGCUUCCGGCUGCUGCAGCAGAGCAUGGGAGUGGCGCUCCUCAGGAGGAAACUCCUGGGAGCGCAGCAGCCACAGAAGGAGCCCAGCCGGCUGUUGGGCCCUCUGUUGAAUCGUCUGCGCUUCCUGAGCAGCCGGCUAGUGGCACAGAUGUGGUCAUGGCAGAGGCAGGGGAGCUGCCGGCGCCCAGCCAGACAGAUGAAGCAGUGGCUGCAGAGCGGUCGGAGCCGUCAGGCAGAGCAGCACAGCAGGUGCCGCCGGCCACGCCUGCCAGAGUCGUCGGCGUCACUGGUGGCUUGGAAGUCGUUGCUGGCUCAGCUAUAUUCACCAAGGUGACGAUUGAGGACUUGAUGGCGGGCUUGGAGGAGUCUACCGGCAGGCAAGCUGCAGAUGGGCUGGCGCAGGGAGCGCCAGCGGCCAUCAGCGGGCCCUGGACGCAGGCUCUGCUGGGUGACGGUGACGAGGAGGCAGACGCUGCCAUGCUGGAUGCCAUCGCCCCAAGACCUGCAUCUGCUGACCCUGCACCACCAGGAUUGGCAUCACCUGCUGCACCACAGCCGCAGAGCGCGCAGACACAGCUGCGGUCUCCUGCCACCAAAGCCGCUGAAAGGUUCCUGGCGGAUGAGAGAGCUGCGGCAGACGAGGAGGCCAGCGAGACAGCGCGGCGGCGGGGAUCCCAGCCAACGCUGGCGCAGGCGGCGGCACUGGCGGCCGAGGCAGAGGACCUGCCGGUGGACGUGGAGCUGCGAGGCAGGCUGGAGGAGAUCGUGCACAAUGGAGAGGACUGGGAGGCCCGCUGCGCUGCAGUGCUCAACCCCAAGCGGGCUGGGGCGGGCGAGGCGGUGGAGCUGAGCAUGGAGGAGGUGGGCGCGCUGCUGGAGGAGGGCAAGGCGCUGGGCCUGCAGCUCAAGGGCCUGCCCAAGCUCAUCUCCGCCAUGUCCGCCGCCCGCGCCUGGAACGUCCGCGCCGCCCGCGCCCUGCGCUCCGGUGGAGAGAAGCCGAGCUACGCUGAGCUGGCGGCGCUGGCUGACGGGGCGGCGGAGCUGCCGAUAGUGUCGCCGAUGUCCGGGGCGGUGCUGGAGGCGGUGGCCGCCGCGGAGGGUUGGCAGGAGCGCGCGCGGCGGGCCAUGGCCAAGCGCAACAGCGGCCAGAAGCUGUCCAAGUGCCUCUCCUGGCUCGCCUCCUCCAUCGACCGCGCCCUCGAGCAGCUGACCAUGCGCGUCACGGACGAGAAGAGGCUGUACUGGCAGAAUCAGCAGUCGGCCACGCAGCAGCAGAAGCACGUGUCCACGCCGAGUCCGCCCUCCGCAGAGGAGAGGGAGGCGGUCGCGGACGGCAGGCGCCGGCGCACGGCCAAGGCCAUGCAGCAGGAGGAGAUGUCCCCCGAGGAGGAGGUGUAUGUAGAGAACGAACACGAGCUCUUCUGCGUCUGCCAGCAGCCCUACAACGGCGCGGCGAAAAGUCUCAAGAAGUACUCCUGCCCGCUCUGCAUGGCACUCAAGAACCAGCCGACCGACCUGGAUGCCGCCAUCGGCCGCACCCGCCGCACCCGGCGUCCGGACCGUGCCACGCUGGCGCAGCUGAUCCAGGAGGCGGCAGCGCUGCCGUGCGUGAUGCCCGAGCAGGCCACCAUGGCGCGCAUCCUCAGCUGCUUCGACCGGUGGCAGACUGCUGUGGAUCUGGCGGUGCGCGCGCAUGAGCAGUCCAGCGUGCUGCCGGACAACCACCCGCCCGGCACGCUGCCUGCCGACACCAAGCCUCAAGGCCGGCUGCGCGUGUCGAUGCUGAGCCAGCUGGCAAAGAGCGGGCUGAGCAUGGAGGUGGAGAUGGGCGAGCUGGGCGUCCGAGUGCUGACGGCGCUGCGCGCCGAGCGAUGGCGCACGGCCGCGGAGCAAGCCUUGCGCUCGCCCUCCAAGACCACAGCGGACACGCUGUGCAAGCUGGUGAGGGAGGCGGAGGGGUUUGGGCUGGUGCUGACGCGCGACCUGAUCGGCAGCGCGCUCGGCUACCGCGCGGCCGGCGCCAAGUCGUGGCUGGAGCGCUGCCGCCUGGUCAUCGCCGACCUGGGCAACCCCUCCAAAGACCAGGCCGCGCUGGACGCCGCCCUUCGCCGCGCCGAGGCCCUCGCCGCCGACGCCGACCGCCUGUCCUGCAACGUCACCAAGGACCUCGAGCGCCUCAAGGAGGCGACGAAGCUGUGGUGCCUGUGCAAGCUGCCGUACAAUGAGGACCGGCCGAUGCUGGCAUGCGACUACUGCCAGGACUGGUUCCACUACGACUGCGUCGGCCUGCGCCCGCCCGGCGACGAGGAGGACGACGAAGACGAGGGCAAGCCGUAUCCGGAGAUGGCGCGGGUGCCGGAGCGGUCGCUGGUGACGCUGCAGGCCGAGUUCUGCGGGGGAGCCGGCGCCGGCGCGCCUGUCUCCAACGGCGUCUCCUCCUUCGCCACGGCUGCCGCGCAGCUGCCUGUGCAGGCCGGCGGCAACGGCGCGCUUGGGGCUGCCACCAAUGGCUUCUCUGGCGGCAUCUCCGGCAGCCUGCCGCAGGUACUGGCGGGGCUGCAGUACAGCCUGCCGCCGCCAGACAUGGGUCUGAGCCAGCAGCAGACGCACUGGGUGCUGGCCGCCCUGGCAGCGCAGGGGCAGCAGCAGCUGCAGGGCAGCGUCUCAGCCGCGCUCGCCCUCAGCCACACCAACCCUGCCGCAGCCGCCGGCCUCUUCGGCCACUUCCCCGCCUCCCAGCUGCAGGGGAACCUGUCGGCUCUGGCGGCGCAGCCCAGCCUGGCGCUGCAGAUGACGCCGCAGGUGGCCGCCCAGAUUGCCAGCCAGAUGUCCGGCCAGCUAGCCAUGCAGCUGCAGCACAGCGCUGAGAUGCAGCAGAGGAGCUCCUCUCAGGCCAGCCCCAGCCCCACGCCGCCGCCGGUGGAGCAGCCUGCGCCCGCUGCUGCACCAGAGACCACAGCGCGACCAGAGCAGCCCAGCUAUGCACAGCCUGCUGCAGAGCAGGCUCAGCCCAGUGGGCCGCCAGUUCACCCCGCUUGGCAGGAAGCGCAGCUCAGCGGGCAGUAUGGGCUUGCAGACAAGGCUCCAGCUACAACUGUGGCCACCCCGCCACAGCCGCCAGAGGCUCCCAAGACAGAGAAUCAGCCUGCGGUCAUCGGGGAGAAUGGGCCGCCUGCCGGAACUGAGAGCCUUCAGGCCGCAGGAGCAGCACUUCAGCCGGCAGCAGCUCUGGUGCAAUGA